CACUAAAAAAAAGCUUGCUCUUCAAGCACGUUCCAUUGCUAGAAUGACAGUAUAUAAUGGCACAAUCUCCUCUAAGAAGUACAACAGAAGGUGUGUCCUUAAAAAGUGUACAACAAGUGUGUUCCUCAAAAGUGUUUCAAAGUUCGGCAUCUCUCAGCAUUAGCAGGAAUGGCUAAAUACUUCACUUUGUGCUUCCUCCUCUUGCUCAUCCUCUCUUGCGAUGAGAAAAGGGUUCCCUUAGCGGAAGCAAAAGAUUGCCACAAAGUUUGGACCUGCAAAGGCGGCGACAAAUGCUGGCAGGAUUGCAAGAACCAGUUCAAUGGACGAGGCAUGUGUGAUCUGUACACUGCGCCGCCUGUUCCGAAGCAAUGUUUCUGUGCUUACAAGUGCUGAUUUCCAAUCUGUAAUAGACAGAACUACUAUCACCUGUGUAUAAGUAGAAGGGUUGGUGUGUUUCCAACUUCUCAGGUCCUGAAAUGCUUCGUUACCAUCUUGUUUAUGUGUCUUGUUCACCCACUUAGGGAUAAAACGUAGGAACGAUGAAUUUCUUCCAAGUUUCAAGUAGUUGUGUUGUAACAUGUAAUGUCUCGUGAAGGACAAAGUGGAGACUAGCAGUGACGCUAGCCUGUACAAUUAUAUGGAAAUGAAAUAAUCUAGUUGUUAUGGCA
Molecule: messenger RNA, 668 nt
Organism: Eucalyptus grandis
Lineage: Eukaryota; Viridiplantae; Streptophyta; Magnoliopsida; Myrtales; Myrtaceae
Product: putative defensin-like protein 184
Exons: 2
Coding region: 169-393 (74 amino acids)
Source: RefSeq, a predicted model, not a curated record